Messenger RNA from Cyphellophora europaea CBS 101466, 3834 nucleotides. RefSeq lists its product as uncharacterized. The record is from RefSeq and is a predicted model, not a curated record. Gene Ontology annotation, molecular function: DNA binding; ATP binding; protein binding. Bases 1 to 3834 code for a protein of 1277 amino acids. Gene Ontology annotation, cellular component: nucleus; cohesin complex; chromosome. Lineage: Eukaryota; Fungi; Ascomycota; Eurotiomycetes; Chaetothyriales; Cyphellophoraceae. Gene Ontology annotation, biological process: sister chromatid cohesion. The transcript has 2 exons.
AUGGGAAAACUUAUUCGCCUAGAACUGUACAACUUCAAGUCGUACAAGGGUCACCACAGCCUGCUCUUUGGCGAUGCCUACUUCACCUCUAUCAUCGGGCCAAAUGGCUCCGGCAAAUCGAAUGCGAUGGAUGCCAUAUCGUUCGUUCUUGGUAUCAAGUCCUCCCAUCUACGAUCGACGCAUCUGAAAGAGCUGGUCUACCGAGGUAGAGUCUUGCGCAAGUCAACAGCCAAUGGCGAAGUCGAAACAAAUGGUGUCAAUGGCCACCGCGAAGAGGAUGAAAAUAGUCAACUUAAUGGAACCCAGGAGCGCAAUGAUCCCACCUCGGCCUGGGUAAUGGCCGUCUACGAAGAUGACGCCGGUGAAGAGCAGCGAUGGAAGCGCACAAUCACUAGUCAGGGAGUAUCGGAAUACCGCCUCAACGACCGAGUUGUUACCGCACAACAGUACAACGAAUCUCUCGAACACGAGAAUAUUCUGAUCAAAGCCCGAAACUUUCUUGUCUUCCAGGGCGACGUCGAAGCCAUCGCUAUCCAGAAGCCUCAAGAUUUGACAAAACUGAUCGAGCAAGUGUCUGGCAGUUUGGAGUACAAAGCUCCAUACGACCAAUUGAAAGCCGAGUCAGAAGAGGCUGCGGAACAGCAGACCUACCAACUGAACCGCCGCCGUGGUAUUAAUUCCGAGAUCAAGCAGUACCAAGAGCAAAAGCGAGAGGCUGACAAAUUUGCCCAAAAGGCCAACGAACGGGACGAAGCGAUUGUCACUCACAGUCUGUGGAAGCUCUACCACCUUCAGCGGCAGAUUGAAGAGUCGACUGCUGAAAUCCAGAAGUUCCAGAACGAGCUCAAGGAAUUUCAACGCAGCAUCGAGAAGCACACCAAAAGUCUCGACAAUGCAAAGUCUGACUACGCGAAAGCCGGCCGUGAGGUUGGCAAGGCCGAAAAAUCCAUUAAGGAGAAAGAGCGUGAGGUCGAAGAGAUGAACGCCUCGCUGGUUCCUAUCGAUGAGCAGAUCUCUGUUUCAAACAAGCAGCUUGGCAAAUAUCAGUCCCGUAUCAAUACUAUCAACAAAGAGCGAGCCUCACAAGCCGGCAAUGUCAGCGACCUGGAAAAGCAGAUUAAGGUAGUUGAGAAAGCCCAAGCUCAGUGGCAACAUCAAUGGGACCAGAAUGCGAACAAACAGGGUGGGCAACUGUCGGCAGCAGCCCUGCAACAGUACGCUCGACUGCGCGAAGAAGUGAACAAAAAGGCAUCAGCGGAUCAAAGUAGAAUCGAGCGGCUGAAGACUGACCGUGCCCCAGUCGAGGCCACCUUCAGGCAUCUCAAAAACAGCCUGGAGAGUGAAGAAUACAGGCUCAAAUCCCUCGAAUCCGAGAUGACCAAUAUCAACACAAACAAAGCGAACGUGAAUGAAUUCAUCGAACAGACGCAGACUGAGAUCGAUGCGAAAAAGAAAGAGCUCAACGCUGCUACUUCUAAGAGAUUGCAGCUAUCUCGCCAAAAGACCGAGAUUGACGAGAAGCUCCAAGAAGUGCUACGAAAGCUGGUCGAAGCUGAUGACGGUCGCCGUGCCACGCAGAAAGAAGUCGCUAUGAGGGAGACGGUGGCUAUGCUGAAGCGCACCUAUCCUGGUGUCCGUGGUCGUGUCCACGAACUGUGCAAACCAAAGCAGAAGAAGUAUGAGGAGGCUGUCAGUAUUGUCCUUGGUCGGCAUUUCGACUCAGUCGUGGUUGAUACCGAGGCUACUGCUAAACAGUGCAUCGAGUAUCUCCGCGACCAUCGAUCCGGGCAAGCGACAUUCCUUCCGCUUGAUACCAUACAGGCUACAGCCGUCAACCCGAGCCUGAAAGGAAUGCACAAAGGCAUGCGUCCAGCCAUCGAUACAGUCGACUAUGGCAGCGACGUUGCCCGAGCCAUAUCUUCUGCUUGUGGCAAUGCUAUCGUGUGUGACACUAUGGAUAUCGCCAAGGAACUGGUCUUCCGCCGUAAGGUUGAUGCCAAAGCCGUAACUUUGGAUGGGAAUGUUAUCCACAAGGGCGGUCUUAUGACUGGUGGUCGUGGUAGAGACUCGAACACACGUCGCUGGGAUGAUGCGGAGAUCGACAAGCUAAACAGACUGAAAGAGAAACUCUUGACCGACCUUGCCGCUCUUCCUCAGGAGCGCAGCCGCCAAGCUGAAGAGCAAACACUCGCUGGUGAGCUGAGCGGCCUCGAGGGGCGUCUAGCAGCUGCAAGAGACGAGCUGGCCGCCUUUGAGCAGAACCUGAGGAGCAAAAAGAGCGAAGUCAAUAGUGUGCAGAAGAGGAUCAAGGAGAACAAGCCGAAACUCAAGAUCGAAGAGAACAGGCUCGAGAAAAUCGACGACGAGAUCCUAGAGUAUGAAGGCUCUGUUAUUCAGGUUGAGAACGAGAUCUUCGCCGGCUUCUGCAACGAGCACGGCUUCGACGACAUCCGUGAUUACGAAGCCCAACAAGGCUCCCUGCAGCAAGAAGCGUCUCAGAAGAAACUGGAGUUCAUCCAGCAGAAAGGCAAACUUGAGAGUCAGCUAAGCUACGAGAAGACUCGUUUGCAAUCUAUUGAUGACCGCAUCCAAGCUCUACGCGACAAGGAGCAGAGAGAUCGGCAGCGCAUUAAUGAGUUGAACGAGCGUAAGCAGGGCAUACAAGACGACUUGAACGCUCUUCAGGAAGAACUGGAUGACAUGAACACCGCGCUUGAUGAGCUCAAGGAGGACUAUGAAGAGAAAAGUCAGACACUGAACAAGCAGCGUCAAGAUGUGGCCAACCGCAGCAAAGCCGCGGAGUCGUUAUUGAAGCAAAUCAGCGCCAACGAGGGAGAUUUGCAGCGCUUCUCGUCGCAGCGCUACGCGGUUUUCCGCAAGUGCAAGAUUGAGAACAUUGCCAUCCCUCUCACAGAAGAUUCUAAUACGCUCGAGACGUUACCUAUCAACGAUAAUCCUUUUGGCGGCGAUCCCGACGCUAUGGACGUAGACGAUGAAGACCCGACGUCCUCUGCUCUUCGAGUUCACAACGCCGGCACGGACUAUGGCAUUGUUCCUGACUUUGAUGCUCUGGACGAAGACCUGCGUGAGCAAUCGAACUCGGAAGUGGAAGCCCAGCUUCAAGAAGAUAUCUCGAAGCUUAACGCCCUUCUUGACAAAAUGCAACCUAAUUCACACGCGGCACAGCGUCUUGCUACUGUCCAGCAGCGUUUGCGGGACACAGAACAGGAGUACGAUGACUCUCGUGCCCGCUACACCGAAAAGAAGAACGCGUUCGAGGAAGUUAAGCGAAAACGUAACGAGCUCUUUGACAAGGCCUUUGGCCACAUUUCCGAGCAGAUCGUGCCAAUCUACGCAGAUUUGACUCGGUCCGCAGAGUUCGCUGCUGGCGGUCGGGCCUAUCUGACUGCCGAUGACGAAGAGCCAUAUCUCGCUGGUGUGAAUUACCAGACCAUGCCCCCUGCCAAAACUUUCCGAGAUAUGGAGCACUUGUCCGGGGGUGAAAAAACGAUGGCUGCACUGGCCCUACUCUUUGCGAUUCACUCAUACCAACCCAGCCCCUUCUUCGUGCUCGACGAGGUGGAUGCAGCUCUGGAUAACGCCAACGUCGCGAAGUUGGUAAACUACGUGCGAGGCCAUAAGGGACCGGGUAUGCAAUUCAUCGUUAUCAGUCUGAAGACGGGCUUCUUUCAAGGAAGCGAGGCGCUGGUGGGCGUGUACCGGGACCAAGGCGGCAACUCGAGCCGCUCUUUGACCCUUGAUGUAAGUGAAUCUUCCCAAGACUUGAUGCUAUAUUGGGAUCUAUUGGAGCUAGAAAUGUUGUCGCUCCCUUGA